AUGUUUCGAAAUGCAACAACAACUUCUGCUACCUUAUUUAAUGGCCGUUUAUUCGAUAGCAAGGUAUUGAAAGAUGGCCUGGUUCAAGAUCGAUUUAAUGAGAGCACUCUUAUCAGUCCACACAAUCUUGCUAUUGCUGUCUUGGAUUUCGAACCUACACUAGUUCCGGUACAAACCAACAUGUCAAAUAUAUAUAUUAGACUCUGGACUCCUCCUGAUCAAUCUAUGGAUGGCAAAUCAACAUUGGAUACUGCCGCACUUAUGGCUUCAUUAUAUCAACAGGAAUAUUUCAAGUUAGACUAUCCAUUUAUGACCCUGGACAUGGUCGCUAUUCCGAACUUUUAUAGGCAUCUUCAAGCUCAUACUAAUAUCUUAUUUUACAAAGCUGAGGCUUUGCUGUAUGAUCCUUUAUCGACGCCAGAUGCUGAGCUAGCUUGGAAACGCAUGCUUUUAGGGAGUGGUAUAUCUUACCAAUGGCUUGGAGGUUCAUUUUCUAUGGCCUGGUGGGAUCAGUAUUGGUUACAAGAAGCGAUGAAGUCGCAUGCAAGAUAUUACGGACUUACGUCAGGUUGGCAACCUGCGAUGGGCAUUAACGAUUUGAUUGAUGAUUUAAAAAUCUUAGAAAUGCAAUCGGCCUUAGCAAUGGAUAGUUCUGCGUACACUGCACCCCUUCAAGGACAAGACACUACUGCUGAUAGCUGGUCAGCUAACAAUUUCUACCUCAUCAGGGAAAAGGGAUAUGCUUUACUUAGAACCUUGCAAGCCUACGAUAAUUCCAUCAAUAUUGAUGAAUUGAUUCAGAAAUUUGCAAAAAAUUCAAGAAAUCUUGUAACCUCUGUAUCUGAAUUUUGGAAGUUACUACCACCAGAGGUCACCACCAAAUUUGAUUUUAAUCAGCUGAUGCAACCGUGGCUCACCCAGCCUGGGUACCCAUAUGUUAACGUAUCUUCGACUCAAAGUAAUCAAAGUGAACUUUUGCUAAAUUCAACACCAAUUGAUAUUGGGAAUUCAAUCCUGUUAAACGCCAACGUGAAAUUAUUUGGAUUUUAUCGGGUUCUGUAUCCGGCUGCAACGUGGAAUAACUAUACAGCAUUGAUCCCUAAAUUGCCAUCCAAUACUAUUGCCAUGUUAUCUACUGGAUUAUCAAAGUUGAUGGAUGAUGCCUUCGCUUUUGCUAAGCUUGGUCGUUUAUCUUAUGUACAAACAUUAACUAUGUCGAAAUCUAUAACACAACAACACGCUUUAUUUUUGCCGUGGGCUACCUAUAAACAAAACAUGAACUUCAUUGCUAACAUAGUGAAAUAUUUCAUUAUUGAUCAAGCAUUGUAUCAGGAUUACCACUCGAGAUUAGUAAAAAAUAUCAUGAAUGAGCUAACUUUUAAGAAUGUUGGAGACUAUAAUAAAAGAUUAACACGAGUUGUUGCCAUGGAUUACUAUUGCCUUGAGGAUAAGCAGUGCCGAAAUUAUACUAAAGAGCAAUUCCUAUCCAGUUUAUAUUCUGAUAGCAAUACAACAAUACCUGCUAAUUUAAAAUCAAUCAUUUUCAAGUAUGGAAUUGCUGAUACUGAUGAAGCUGCAUGGGAAAAGGUCCUCGAUAUGUUUAAAUCUAGUACAGUUCCAUCUGAUCGAUUACUUUAUCUUGAAGCUCUGACCUAUAGCAAAAACGUUACACUUUGGAGAAGGUAUCUAGACAUGACUCUUAAUAGAACGUUAAUGAGCUCGCUCGAAGCCCUUAAAGCAUUUGACUUUAUGGCUAGUCGUGGCUUGUUAAAUCUCCAGUUGGCUUGGCCUUUUGUAACUAAUAAUUUAGAGGCCCUAUACCAAAGAUUUAACUUCAAAGUAACAUUUAUGGAGCAACUACUUAACGUGACAGCUGCCAGAUAUGUAGAUAAAGAUAACCUGCAAAGAGUAGGCAAUCAUUACAAUUUCAAGAAAUUGCGUAUAUUCUCAGUAGCUUACGCGUAA
Trichoplax adhaerens is the source of this 1965-nucleotide messenger RNA. RefSeq lists its product as uncharacterized. Gene Ontology annotation, molecular function: peptide binding; metalloaminopeptidase activity; zinc ion binding. The transcript has 17 exons. The record is from RefSeq and is a predicted model, not a curated record. Gene Ontology annotation, biological process: proteolysis; peptide catabolic process. The coding region runs from base 1 to 1965 and encodes 654 amino acids. Gene Ontology annotation, cellular component: cytoplasm. NCBI's taxonomy places the organism in Eukaryota, Metazoa, Placozoa, Uniplacotomia, Trichoplacea, Trichoplacidae.